CGAGCGUACCUGGCUAUAUAGUAUGACGCAUACAACGAGCUCUGACAGACUUCGGAGCUGCUCAUGUUGGCAGAGCACUUGCGGGUUAUGGGCGAUGUUGACGAAGCACCGCGCAGCUCGAAACACCACACACCGCAUGGUCCUAGGCAUCUCAUUCAGUACGAUGGGAUAGUCAGAUACAUAUACCAAACCUAGGCACUGCGGUGGUGCGGACGAGGUCUCCGAUCCUCCGACUGGCUACUCGAUCCGCAGCCCACUUGUGGGAUACCAGGUUCAUUUGAGGCUUCUGCUGUCCUAGCCUCGUGUCGCGAUAGCGGUGCACCGCUCGCAGUGAUGUAAGUGAAUGCAUUCGCUGACGGCUCUCUGCAGAGGAACAUAAGUACUACCACAACCGACGGUCUGCACCCCAAGCCCCGUUGCUCACCUCCGCUGUCAUAGCACUCACCGCUAGUCACCGACCAUCACAAUGAGCGACACCCACAGCAACAUCGCAUCUCAGCUCACCAGCGCCGAGCUUCCCUUCUUCAAUGCGUCAGCCACCUUUAAGAACCUCCUGGUGCUGGACCAGGAGGUGCGCCGCCUCCGUGGCGACGCCCCCGGCCCCGCCGUCACCCCGCAGGGCCAGCACAACCGUGCCGCCCCCUCGGGCAUCCCAGCCCCGCUGCACCUACAACACAGCCUCGGCCACACACACCACGUCCUCGACCUUGAUUAUGACGGUGCCCCGAGCGGCUUCGCCGCCUCGCUCUUGGGCAUCAAUGGGGGUGCGCAUGGAGUGGGAAUCAACCUUCGUCCGGAUGCAACCAUCAUCCGCACGCAGUUUGACCCUUUCCAUGCGCAAUUCCAGGCUCCAGAGCGCGGUGAGGACGUAUGCCGCAUCGCAGAUGGCCAAGCUGCUAUCAGAAACACCCCUCCCGAGGGGUUCGACCUCGUCCUGGCGAGCGCCGCACUCGCCUUGCCCGAUGACGUUACGCUGUGGAUCGACCGCGACAUCUACUUGAUAUAUGCGCAACUGCUGGUGGCGCUGCAGCACAUCGCCUGGGGCGGCUCCCUUGUGAUCUGUCUGCCGACGCGCCCGCUCGCCUGGGUUAUCGACGUGAUCGCGUUUCUGAGGCAGACUUUCGACGCAUCGUCGAUCAUCGCAGCCAAUCUGGAACCGGACGACCAGGCGGGGAGGCCGCUUGCCUACGUCGUCUGUCACCACUGCAGAGCGAAUGAGGAAGUCAGAGACACUCUCGCGAAUCACGUUCGCGACACUAUUCAGACUUUGAGACGUACCGCUGGGCUUAGUGCCCCGAGCCUGUCCGGCUCUGCGGAGCCUGCACUCCUGCGUUCUCAGGAGCAAUACGUCUUGCAACUCUUCAAACACGUGUGGAAAGGACAAUAUGCCGCUAUCUGGACGCGCUAUCCAAGAGUGAUUCAGGACGCAGGUGUUUGGAGACAUGAUGUGCGUGAGCUCACCGAGCAAUGCCACAUCUCAGGAGGGCAUUAGACAUUGUCCUUUGCGUAACCCGGACGAAGAUGUGGUUAAUAUUUGCUAGCAUUCCUCGCUCGUUGUACGGUCACACAACCGUUACAAUGUUGCUUUGCAGUGUUUUUCCAUUGAUUUAUUCUACUUUGACGGGUUUAGCUAUCAUUUGCUGGAUUAGAAAGAGACACGUACGAUUAACAUCGUUAUGCAACACACAUUACAGAUGUCGAUGCUUCC
Molecule: messenger RNA, 1708 nt
Organism: Rhodofomes roseus
Lineage: Eukaryota; Fungi; Basidiomycota; Agaricomycetes; Polyporales; Fomitopsidaceae
Exons: 4
Coding region: 467-1492 (341 amino acids)
Source: RefSeq, a predicted model, not a curated record